Messenger RNA from Telopea speciosissima, 3237 nucleotides. RefSeq lists its product as uncharacterized. NCBI's taxonomy places the organism in Eukaryota, Viridiplantae, Streptophyta, Magnoliopsida, Proteales, Proteaceae. The transcript has 3 exons. The record is from RefSeq and is a predicted model, not a curated record. The coding region runs from base 1 to 3237 and encodes 1078 amino acids.
AUGGCACCGAAGAAUCGUGGUGGUCGCACAGCUUGGGUGGAAGAUGUACAAGCGCGAGACGACGAUGCCCGGGUAGAGGCAGCGUUGCUUCGGUGCCAAGUAACAGAGUUGACCUGCGAGUUGGAGCGAUUGCGCACCGCGUCUCAACGCACCAACAACGUCGAGGAGUUCGGCAACGACGUCGAAGAGGCUGAUGGCGUUCACUCAUCUUCAUUUGAAGAUCUUCGCCAUGUGAGUGGUAGGGGCCGGGGUCCCCGAGCACGAUCCUUGCGGCCUUUGCAGCCCCAACCCGAGCGGGAACCGGACUGGAAUCGCAAGUUGAAGGGUGAUAUACUAGAUUUCACGGGUAAGGAAACACCUGACGAAGUGGUGGAUUGGUUAUCUCUCGUCAACGAAGUAUUUGAACAUUGCGAAGUUCCAGAGAACAAGCGCGUAGGCCUUAUAGUGAUGCGAUUGCGUGGUAAGGCCAUUGCGUGGUGGCACCGAGAAAAGCAGACCCGCCACAGUGAAGGGAAGGCUCCUAUUACCCAAUGGCGUCGAUUAGAGGAGAAACUUCGCAAACAUUUUCUCCAUAAUCACUACAAGAGAGAGUUGUAUCAGCGAUACCAGAACUUACGUCAAGACAACCGCACUGUGGACGAGUAUACCAGCGAGUUCAAUGAGCUGUUGACUCACAACAACACUGGGGAGUCGGAAGACAUGCUGGUUAGUAAAUAUCUGGGUGGUCUGCAACCCCAAAUUCAGAAGGUUCUAGAGGUUCUUGACAUCUGGGAUCUGGGUGAUGCACAUCAGCGUGCAACCAAGGUUGAGAAAUCGCAACAAAGGAAGCAGCCCUCCACCGCAUCCAACCCAUGUUUUGCAACCAAGGGCAGCACCCCCUCUCUCCCUGCGCAACAACCGUCGUCUACUACCCGGUGCUACGCAUGUGGUGAGUUGGGUCACCAUGCUACUAACUACCGCGCAGUCAAAAAUCGGCUGGCUGGAAAGGGGUUGCUACUGGAGAUUGACCCUGAUGACUAUGGCGAUGGCAAUGUUGGCGACCAUUUUGAGGACCUGCUUUAUGACAGCUCAAGGGUUCUCGAAGGGGAGGAAGUGCUCCACGCAGAUGUUGGUGAAUUCCUAAUGAUGAGGAAGAUUUUUCUCACUCCACGACAUGACCAAGGCGAUCACUGGCUUCACAACAAUAUUUUUCAUUCGGCUUGCACGGUCGCAGGCAAGGUGUGUCAGUUAAUAAUUGACUCAGGGUGUUGUGAGAAUGUGAUUUCAGAGGCAGCAGUCAAGAAGUUGCAGCUAGAGCAGCAAGAUCAUCCUCACCCCUACAAAAUGACAUGGCUGAAAAAGGGUAUAGAGGUAAUAGUAUCGAAAUGCUGCCUUGUGACGCUUUCCAUUGCUUCUACCUAUUUUGAUAAGAUUUGGUGUGACGUUCUCCCUAUGGAUGCUAGCCAUAUUAUUCUUGGUCGCCCUUGGCAGUUUGACAGUAAGACCUUGCAUGAUGGUUACAAGAAUACUUAUUCUUUUAUUUAUAAUGGCAAGAAGAUGGUGUUAGCCCCAUCCAAGGACCCAAUCAAGACUUCAAUGGCUGAUUUGGGUUCGGCAAAUUUACUUACACUGAGAGACCUGCGCAGUGCUAUAACUGAUGUGGAUGUAGUAUAUGUUUUAUUGCAUAAAUCAGCAGAAGGGAACACUCCCACUAUUCCUGACAGGGUGAAACCUCUACUAGCUGAGUUUCAUGAUGUUUUUCCUACUGACCUACUUAUCGGUCUUCCCCCCAUGCGGGACAUCCAACAUCAGAUCGAUUUGAUCCCUGGUGCACCAGUGUCGAAUUUACCUCAUUACCGGAUGAGCUCGGCUGAGCAUGCGGAGUUGCACCGCCAGGUACCUGAGUUGAUGAGUCGAGAUAGCAGGGCAAUCAAUAAAAUCACUGUCAAGUACCGUUUCCCUAUCCCCCGCCUUGACGAUCUCCUGGACCAACUCACAGGUGCUACCAUUUUUUCGAAGUUGGCUUUAAAGAGUGGGUAUCACCAGAUCCGGAUUCAUCUUGGGGAUGAGUGGAAGACUGCGUUUAAGACGCGUGAUGGUUUAUUUGAAUGGCUGGUUAUGCCCUUCGGGCUAUCCAAUGCCCCUUCUACAUUUAUGAGAUUUAUGACCCAAAUCUUGAAGCCAUUUUUGGGGCAUUUUGCGGUGGUUUAUUUUGACGACAUACUAAUUUUUAGUAAGACAAUUGAGCAGCAUAUGCAGCACCUGACGGCCAUUUUAUUUGUCUUACGAAAGGAGUGUUUAUUUGCAGCAGCCGAGAAGUGUUAUUUUAUGGUACCCAAAAUUUUAUUUUUGGGAUUUGUUAUUUCUGGUGAAGGUAUUAUGGUAGAUGAUGCAAAAAUUCAGGUGAUCAAGGACUGGCCUACGCCCACUUCUAUUUUUUAUGUUCAUAGUUUCCAUGGGCUUGAAUCUUUUUAUCGCCGCUUUAUUGCUCAUUUUAGUUCUAUUGCUGCCCCAUUGACUGCUUGCAUGAAAAAGGGGGUGUUUGAGUGGACCGAUGUAGCCCAACAGAGUUUUGAUCUCUUGAAGGAAAAGCUUACUGCAGCCCCAUUACUUGCCCUACCGAAUUUUGAUCUUGUGUUUGAAGUUCAUUAUGAUGCUUCAGGUACAGGUAUCGGUGCAGUUCUUAGUCAAGGUGGGCGUCCUGUUGCAUUUCUUAGUGAAAAACUCAGUGGUGCUAAGUUGCGCUACAGUACUUAUGAUCUGGAAUUCUAUGUUCUUGUGCGCACUCUUGAGCAUUGGCGUUCCUACCUGUUGCAUCGAGAAUUUGUUCUCUACACUGAUCACGAAGCAUUGAAGCACCUUGCAGGCCAGCACAAGCUCAAUUCUAGGCGUGCUAAGUGGGCUGAGUUCCUACAAGAGUUCACCUUCCACAUCAAACACAAGGCUGGUUCUCAAAACCAAGUAGCGGAAGCCCUUAGUCGGAAACGCAGCCUCCUUUCCACAAUGUGCACGACCACUUUGGGGUUCGAUUCUUUUCACGAACUUUAUAAAGAUGACCUCUAUUUCUCCAGAUUUGUGGAUGAGGCACAGGUUACAGGUGGUACGGUCUAUAAUUUUGUGGAUGGAUUUUUAUUCAAGGGUACUCGGUUGUGCAUACCGGACUGCUCCCUCCGCUUGAACAUCAUUGCAAAUGCUCAUAAUGAAGGACAUUUUGGCCGUGACAAGACCUUGCAGUUGGUGGCGUCACGAUAUUUUUGA